UUCGAUUAGUUUGGAGAAUGGCGCUUGCUUCGGUCUCCACUUCUCGCCUUCUAGUUCUUAUGAUAGGGGCGGGUAUUAGUGGAGCAACUUUGUACAAUCACAUGGAUGGAGUUACUUCUUUUUUUAAGGAGGUUUCUAGAGCUGCAAUUCACAGCCUUACGAAACCCACCAAAGCAAGUACGUCGUCUUCAGGUCAAGGCAAUUCAGAAGAACUACAGUCACUAGCAGAACAAAUCACUCGCCUUUCAAGAGAAGUGUCGAAGUCCCUUGCGGCUGUUCAAGAAAGUUCAUCUAGACAACCCUUGGUUACGUUUGUUGGAAAUGGCCCCGGUCGCCUCGGAAGUAGUGGGUUUGUCUUUACCUUGUCCGUUUGUGGUUCAGUUGUCGUCGUGGCUAUAGUAGCGAAGAGAUUUUUUGGUUUUCAAAUUUGGGAUCUCGCGUAUGUUUCGAGUAGACGUUUCAAUCAAGCGUUUGAGACUUUGAAGGGCGCCGUAACUAGAGUUUCUGGUGCUUUAAGUCAAGUACAGAAGGAGUUGUCUGUUAAAAUCAAACAAGUGGAGGAUAAAGUUGUUGAGUCAAAUAUUUGUUUGGAACAAAAACUACAAGAUGAAAUGGAGGAAACUCGCCGCGAUAUCUACACCGUUGGCGGUGAUGUUGCAGAAGUUCGCAGCAUAGUUGGAAACGUGGAGCAACAAUUAGAAGAGCUGCAAAAUAAGUUACGUUUUGCCAAUCGCGGAAUAUAUCUUCUAUGCACCGUCGUUUCACGACUUCCGGAAAAUACUACCGUUGAGUUUGCCUCCGGACUGAAUCCGGCACGGGAAGAAUUAAAAGAGUUUGCGAAUUCGGCAGUAGUAGAGAAGUUGGGCCUUGCAUACAAGCCCACUUUGCCGGGUCACUUGGACAAAGGUGCUCUUUUGGGACUAGGUAGUGCCUUGGCAGACUUGGAAAAGAGUAACUUUUGCACGACUGACUCUAACGAAGCCAACUUGGAGACUUCAAGUUGCCCGGAAAGGGAGAAGUUAGAGAAUGUUGGAGACUUUUCCAAGAAUUCGAAAUCAAUGAAUUUCUUACAAGGUGAGAACAGAAGAAACUGGAAACUUGGAAGAUAGGCCUCUCCUGAACCACAGUGAAGUGAUUGGAUUGGUUUCAGAGAACCUUUUCUUUCGUGCGUUGUUUAUAGUUUAUUUUCCGUUAAUAAAAUAUGCUUAUAGAGUCAUCCAAAGGAUCCUCGAUUUUCAAUAUUGACAAAUUGAAGCUUCGAUAGUUUUGUUGGGACGACUGAAGCCAUCAAACUUCUGAGAUGCUUCAAGAGUCUGUGCAACUCCUCUCAUCGAAGGAAUUCAAUCUAAGGUUGAAAGGUUAUUUUGAUAAUAUUAUCAUAACGCAGCCUUGAGCUAUGAAUUUCUAAAUACUUUCUACUUGCUCUGUUGAAGUUUGUAAAGAAACGAAAGUUGCAUAUUUUUCUUUUCUUGUAUUAUAUGGGCCCCCUCAAAAAACAUAGAAGGCCACUCUAUUUUUAAAUAAAUUUCCACUUCACAGUAUUGAAACUUUGAAC
Messenger RNA from Galdieria sulphuraria, 1555 nucleotides. RefSeq lists its product as uncharacterized. Bases 18 to 1109 code for a protein of 363 amino acids. The record is from RefSeq and is a predicted model, not a curated record. The transcript has a single exon. NCBI's taxonomy places the organism in Eukaryota, Rhodophyta, Bangiophyceae, Galdieriales, Galdieriaceae.